CUUCCAAAAAAUUAAAGAACAAACAUCUUUAAAUUUUGGUACUGCUCAAAGAGAUGAUGACCACACCAAAGGCAGACGUAAAGGAAGAAUCCUAAUACAUUCAUUUUGGUAUCUUAUUAUUCAGUAAUAUAGUUGCUUUAUUGCUAGUUAUAUUGGCUUUAUAUUAUUAUCUUUAUUCGAUUAUAGAUCUCCUAUAAAUUGUUUUUGGUUGACCAAGGUCUUACCAGCCAUAUCAUUUAUUAGUUAGAUUAGUGGGGUGAAGCUCAGUUAAUAGUCCGUUGGAUAAAUUAUAAAGAUGACUGAGCACAUUGAAAAACUUUCUCUGUCAAUAUUAAAUGAUAAUACGGUCAAUACAACCAAAAGCAGAUCCCUUUCGAAAUUUAAAUCUUUUCUUGCCUUUACUAUUAUAAUCCUUACAUUAAUAGUAUUAUCAUUCAGAUAUGUUCUAACAUCUCCUUCAAUUAUUUUGAAUCAUGUAUUUUUAAAUCCAAACUCAUCAUUAAUUGAAUCUGUUCAAUUAUCUGAAUCUCAAAUUGAAGGUAUUAAGAAAUUAGGGUUAACUCCAAAGUCUCCAAUUAAAUUAAUCACAAAUGAGAAAGGUGAACAAAUAAUACAUGGUAGAUUUGUUCAUAUCACUGAUUUCCACCCUGAUCCUUAUUAUAAAGAAGGUUCUGCUCUUGAUGAACAAUGUCAUAGUGGGAAAGGUAAAGCUGGAAAAUAUGGUGAUGCUAUUCUUGGUUGUGAUAGUCCAUUAAUUUUAAUGGAAGAUACUAUUAAAUGGGUUGAAGAUAAUUUAAAGGAUAAAGUUGAUUUCAUUGUAUGGACUGGUGAUAAUGUUAGACAUGAUAAUGAUAGAAGAUACCCUAGAACUGAAUUAAACAUUUUUGAAAUGAAUGAAGAAGUUAGUGAUUUAAUGUAUGAAACUUUUAAACAUGAUAGUGAUCCAAAUUUGUUAGUUGAUUUAAUUCCUUCUCUUGGAAACAAUGAUGUCUACCCUCAUAAUUUAUUUAGUCCAGGCCCAACUUUACAAACUAGAGAAUUAUUUAAGAUUUGGAAGAAUUUCAUUCCUCAAUCUCAAUUACAUAUCUUCAAUAGAGGAGCUUAUUUCUUCCAAGAAGUUAUUCCAAACCAAUUGGCUAUUUUAUCAAUUAAUACACUUUAUUUAUUCCAAUCUAAUCCUUUGGUGGAUAAUUGUGAUAAGAAGAAAGAACCAGGUUAUAAAUUAUUUGAAUGGUUAGGAUAUGUAUUGAAAGAAAUGAGAGCUAGAAAUAUGAAAGUUUGGUUGACCGGUCAUGUACCUCCCAAUGAAAAGAAUUAUGAUAUCUCUUGUUUGAGAAAAUAUAUUGUAUGGUCUUACGAAUACAGAGAUGUUAUUAUUGGUGGAUUGUAUGGUCAUAUGAAUUUAGAUCAUUUCAUUCCUUUGGAUUCAGUUGCUGCUUAUAAGUCUAUUAAGAAGUCCUUGAGCAAGAAAAAGAAGAAGGCUAAAUCAAAAGCAACAAGUAAGAACAAGAAGAAGGGUGCAAAGUCUAAAAACAUUGAUAGCGAGUUUUUUGAUAUCGAUUUUGAAUAUGAUUCUGAAGAUUAUGAAUACGACACUGAUUUUGAAGACCAUUUCCUUCUUAGUGAUAAUGAUUCUGAUUCUGAUUCUGAUUGGGAUUCUGACGACGAUGAUGAUUAUACAAAACCAUUAGAGGAAACAAACAUCUAUCGUGUAUUGGAUGAGAAUUUUGAUGAAGAUUUCUUUAGAAUUCAAGGUGGUACACCUCUCAAAAAGGUGAAAUAUAUGGAAACAUUGAGAGAAGAGUUGUAUGCUGGUGUUAAAGGUAAGAAAAAGAGUGGAGAAUCAGCUGAACGUUAUUCUCUUGCUUUUGUAAGUGCUAGUGUUGUUCCAACUUUCAAUCCAGGUAUAAGAGUAUGGGAAUAUAAUAUUACAGGAUUACAAGAAAGUUUGAAAUCUAAGAUUAAGUUUGAGCCAUGGGAUAAAUUCUUUACUGGGUUAGAUAACUUAAUGGCGUCAUUUGAUAAAUAUGAUAGUGAGCACAUUGAUGAUGAUGAUGACAACUUUACUAUCAACGCAUCUGAUGAUGUUUACUCAAUCUUAAAAAAGAAGAAGGAUAAGACUUUCCCACCAAAGAAGCCAGAUUCUCUUGGUUUGGGUCCUGGUUAUGUUCCUCAAACUUUCACACCAGAAAGAUAUGUUCAAUAUUUUGCUGAUUUAAACGCUAUUAACAAGGGAAAGAUUCCUUUUGGUUACGAGAUAGAAUAUAGUACUGAUGAUAAAUUAUACAAUAUGGAUGCUUUAACAACAUCAGAAUGGUUGAAAUUUGCCAGAAAAUUAGGUAAACCAAUUAAAGAUGAAAAGAAGAAGGACGAAGACAAGGACUCAAAGAAAAAGAAGAAGAAGAAGAAGAAGAGUAAGAGCAAAGCAUUUGCUGAUCAAUUGAAAGAAGAAGAAUUACAAAUGAUUUGGAUGAACUAUUUGAAGAAUACUUUUGUUAGUUCUGAUUAUGAAAAUAAAGGGUUUGGUUAAGCCAACCAGUUAAGCGAUCUUUUCAUUAAUAAAAACAUAGAAAUUUUAAUACAUAUUAACAUAUACACAUAUAUAUAUAUAUACAUUCUUUUAAUAUAUUCAUAAAGGUAAACUUGUGAA
Molecule: messenger RNA, 2650 nt
Organism: Scheffersomyces amazonensis
Lineage: Eukaryota; Fungi; Ascomycota; Pichiomycetes; Serinales; Debaryomycetaceae
Gene: PHM5
Product: endopolyphosphatase
Exons: 2
Coding region: 296-2530 (744 amino acids)
Biological process (GO): polyphosphate catabolic process
Cellular component (GO): fungal-type vacuole; membrane
Molecular function (GO): endopolyphosphatase activity; exopolyphosphatase activity; phosphoric diester hydrolase activity
Source: RefSeq, a predicted model, not a curated record